Manihot esculenta (cassava) is the source of this 2600-nucleotide messenger RNA. RefSeq names its product receptor-like protein kinase ANXUR1. Gene Ontology annotation, cellular component: plasma membrane; plasmodesma. The record is from RefSeq and is a predicted model, not a curated record. The transcript has 2 exons. Gene Ontology annotation, biological process: protein autophosphorylation. Gene Ontology annotation, molecular function: transmembrane receptor protein tyrosine kinase activity; ATP binding. The coding region runs from base 1 to 2598 and encodes 865 amino acids. Lineage: Eukaryota; Viridiplantae; Streptophyta; Magnoliopsida; Malpighiales; Euphorbiaceae.
AUGAAUAUCAAUACCCAGAUAUUUCUUUUUCUUUCUUGUUUUUAUAUUCUCUGCAAUGCCCUUCAUGUGUUUAGUGCAAACACAACAACUUCUUUUUUGUUGAACUGUGGCUCGGAAGAAGGAGGCACUGAUGCUGACGGGAGAAAAUGGGAACCAGAUACCAAAUACCUUGUUGGGAAUCAUCCUCACGCCAGAGCUGAACUCCAAGACUCUUCAAUCCUUUCUGAUGUUCCAUUUAUGGAUGCUAGAAUUUUCAGAUCUGAAGCAAUCUACAACAUCCCCAUAAAGCCAAAAACUCGCCAUUUUCUUAGGCUCUACUUUUAUCCUUCUGAAUACGCUGGCCUCAAUAUCUCCAACUCAUAUUUUUCAGUGGUGGCAGCAGGAGUUACCCUCCUGAAUAAUUUCAGUGCUUCAAUCACAGCUCAAUCCCUUACAUAUGCAUACCUGAUUAAAGAGUAUUCUUUGCCUGCCAAUGAUUCUGAUACUCUCAGCAUCAGCUUCAAGCCAUCAGAUAAAGCUGUAGAUGCUUUUGCUUUUGUCAAUGGGAUAGAGGUGACACAAAUUCCUGAUGAUCUCUUUGGUUCAGGUGUAAUGACUGGUUUUGCUGAUGCUUCCAUUGAUGCCAAGGACGCUAAUUUAGAGACCAUGUAUAGAUUAAAUGUUGCAGGACAGUAUAUAGCUCCAAAUAAAGAUUCUGGUGGUCUUGCAAGAACCUGGUAUAAUGAUGCACCUUAUAUAUUCAGUGCUGCAAUGGGGAUUGAUAUGGCAGCAAACAAAAGUCUUGCAAUCACUUAUGGGGAUUUGCCCGAGUAUGUAGCUCCUGUAGAAGUUUACCAAACUGCAAGAGACAUGGGACCUGAUUCGUCUAUGAACUUGAAGUUUAAUUUGACAUGGUUGUUUCUAGUUGAUGCCAAUUUCACAUACAUUGUUAGGUUGCAUUUUUGCGAGUUCAAUUUAAGAAGAAGCAAUCAGAAGACUUUCGACAUUAACAUUAACAAUCAAACGGCUCAGGGUGGUGAGACAGCAGCUGAUAUAAUUGGGUGGACAGGACAAAUUGGAAAGCCAACAUAUAAAGACUACAUGAUCGCAGUCAUUGACAAGCCAGGCGAUGAUCAUAUUCAGGUGGACUUGCACCCGUCAACCCUGUCGAAGCCUCAAUAUUAUGAUGCUUCACUCAAUGGAUUAGAGAUAUUCAAGAUGAGCGAUGCGAACAAUAACUUGGCAGGCCCCAAUCCUGAAAUAUCUCCAAUGCUUGCCAAGGAUCUGGCUAAAGGUAAACAAAAAGAAUUUCAAACUUCUGGAAACGCUGUGGCAGGAGGAGCAGCAGGCGUUUGUUUGGUGGCAGCAAUAUGUAUCAUUGCCUACCAGAAGAAGAGGAGAGCCCCCAACGUAGAAUCUCACACAUCUAGCUGGCUGCCUCUUACCAACUCCCACAGUAGCACCAGUAAAUCAUCGAUCUCUGGCAGGAGUACUACUAGUAGCCACCUUUCAACAUUGGCUCAGGGUCUUUGUCGCCAUUUCUCUCUACCUGAGAUAAAAAAAGCUACGAAGAAUUUCAACGAGUCUAACGUUAUUGGUGUCGGAGGUUUUGGAAAGGUGUAUAAAGGGAUUAUUGAUCAAAAUGUGAAAGUUGCCAUUAAAAGAUCAAACCCACAAUCUGAACAAGGAGUUAAUGAAUUCGAAACUGAGAUUGAGAUGCUCUCAAAGUUGAGACACAAGCAUCUGGUCUCAUUAAUUGGUUUCUGCGAGGAAGAUGAAGAGAUGUGCUUGGUUUACGAUUAUAUGGCACUUGGAACUCUGAGAGAACAUCUAUACAACACAAAGAGACCAAAGCUCUCAUGGAGACAAAGGCUGGAGAUAAGCAUUGGAUCAGCUAGAGGACUCCAUUACCUUCACACUGGAGCUAAGUACACAAUCAUUCAUAGAGAUGUUAAGACAACAAACAUUCUUUUAAACGAAAAUUGGAUUGCAAAGGUUUCUGAUUUCGGGCUCUCGAAAACCGGUCCUAAUCUAGACAAAGGCCAUGUUAGUACUGUGGUGAAGGGUAGUUUUGGUUACUUGGAUCCUGAGUACUUCAAGAGACAACAACUGACUGAAAAAUCCGAUGUUUACUCAUUUGGAGUUGUCCUUUUUGAGGUAUUGUGUGCAAGGGCUGCUCUGAACCCAAACCUUCCAAAGGAACAAGUUAGUCUUGCAGAUUGGGCCCUUCAUUGCCAACGUAAAGGCAUUCUUGAUGAUAUUAUUGAUCCUCACAUCAAGGGAAAAAUUGAUCCUGAAUGCCUUAAAAAGUUCGCAGAAACAGCAGAGAAAUGCUUGGACGAUGCAGGAACAGAACGACCCAGCAUGGGUGAUGUUCUAUGGAAUCUGGAAUUUGCUCUCCAAUUACAAGAUAAUUCUGAAAAAAUAAAAAAUAAAGGAAUUAUAACUGUGUCUUUUGGUGGGACCCAUCUUAGGAUCUUUGACAGAGACGUCUGUUUCAUUGUUUCUCUCUGCCACUGGACAGUGCUUUCGCUCUCUCUCUCUCUCUCUCUCUCUCUCUCUCUCUAUCUGUUGGAUUCUUUUGGCUUUUUUUUUCUUGUUAUUGUUUUUAAAUUUUGAUU